Marmota flaviventris (yellow-bellied marmot) is the source of this 792-nucleotide messenger RNA. It is a transcript of the gene Inmt, whose product is annotated as indolethylamine N-methyltransferase. The record is from RefSeq and is a predicted model, not a curated record. Gene Ontology annotation, cellular component: cytosol. NCBI's taxonomy places the organism in Eukaryota, Metazoa, Chordata, Mammalia, Rodentia, Sciuridae. Gene Ontology annotation, molecular function: amine N-methyltransferase activity; N-methyltransferase activity.
AUGGAGGGCAGCUUCACCGGGGGUGAUGUGUACCAGAAGCACUUCCUGUCCAGGGACUACCUGGCCACCUACUACAGCUUUGAGGAUGGCCCGUCGCCUGAGACGGAGAUGAUCAAGUUUAACCUGGAGUGUCUCCACAAGACCUUUGGCCCAGGGGGUCUUCGGGGGGACACAUUGAUCGACAUUGGCUCAGGCCCCACCAUCUACCAAGUGCUGGCUGCCUGCGAGGCCUUUGCAGACAUCACGCUUUCGGACUUCACUGACCGCAACCGGGAGGAGCUGGAGAAGUGGCUGAGAAAGGAGCCAGGGGCCCACGACUGGACCUCGGUGCUGAAAUUUGCCUGCGAGCUGGAAGGGAACAGUGGCGGCUGGCAGGAGAAGGCUGAGAAGCUGCGGGCCAGGGUGAAACGUGUGCUCAAGUGCGAUGCCAACCUGAGCAACCCGCUGGCCCCGGUGGUGCUGCCCCCUGCCGACUGCGUGCUCACCCUGCUGGCCAUGGAGUGCGCCUGCUGCAGCCUCGACGCCUACCGUGCUGCGCUCCGCAACCUCGCCUCGCUGCUCAAGCCAGGCGGCCACCUGGUGACCACAGUCACGCUGAACAUCUCGUCCUACAUGGUGGGGAAGUUCAAGUUCUCCUGCGUGUCCAUGAAGAAGGAGGAGGUGGAGCAGGCGGUGCUGGACGCUGGCUUUGACAUCCAGCGACUCCUGCACAGCCCCCAUAACUACUCCACCACCAAUGCUCCCAACAACGGCAUGUGCUUCAUCGUGGCCCGCAAGAGGUCUGGGCCCUGA